Paraglomus brasilianum is the source of this 3168-nucleotide messenger RNA. Lineage: Eukaryota; Fungi; Glomeromycota; Glomeromycetes; Paraglomerales; Paraglomeraceae. The record is from the annotation of a GenBank genome assembly.
AUGGAGAGUAUAUUAGACUUCUCGCAGGAUCUUGACGUUGAGAAGCUAGAUGCUGUCGUAAAAACGUUUUAUACGGGGAUUGGGCAGGAGCAACAUAUGGCCCAGCAAGUCCUCACACAAUUCCAAGAGAACGCUGAUGCUUGGUUAAGAGUUGACUCUAUUCUCUCCCAGUCAAAAUUCCAACAUACAAAAUUUCUUGCUCUUCAAAUCUUGGAAAAACUCAUCUCGACACGAUGGAAGAUCCUUCCGGCGGAACAAAGAAUGGGAAUUCGUAACUUUAUUGUGAACAUUAUAAUUGAUACCUCUGAAAACGAGAAAACUUUACGAUCGGAAAAAACUUACCUCAACAAGUUGAACUUAAUAUUAAUCCUAAAGCAAGAAUGGCCACACAAUUGGCCACAAUUUAUUCCUGAGAUUGUAAAUACCGGCAGAGCGAACCUAAACAUCUGCGAGAAUAACAUGGCCAUUCUCAAACUAUUAAGCGAGGAGAUAUUCGAUUAUUCAGCAGAACAGAUGACUCAAGAUAAAACAACAAAUCUAAAGACUCAGAUGUGCAAUGAAUUUUCCAAAGUCUUUGAAUUGUGUAACGAAGUCUUGGAAAAGGCGCAACAACCGAGUCUCAUAAGGGCUACGCUUGAGACACUUUUGCGAUUUUUAAAUUGGAUUCCAUUGGGAUAUAUAUUCGAGACCAAUAUUAUUGAAAAUCUGCGCACAAGGUUUUUACAAACGACGGAAUUUCGAAAUGUGGCGUUGAAAUGUUUGACCGAGAUUGGUGCGCUGAAAGUCGGCAGCGAAUACGAUAACAAGUUCAUCGUACUAUUCAAUAUGGUCGUUGCGUCAGUCUCGGUGAUGAUUCCGAUGAAUACAGACAUUUCUACCGUGUAUCAACAAAGUUCUAAUGAUGAACAAGAGUUUAUUCAAAACUUGGCACUGUUCUUUACGAGUUUUCUUGGCGUACAUCUCAAGUUAUUGGAAAAUGACGCAAACCGAGAAGUCUUAAAUAUAGCCCAUUGGUAUUUAAUAAAAAUCACGCAAGUAGAAGAACGGGAGAUUUUCAAAGUCUGUUUAGAGUAUUGGACAAAGAUGGUCGGGGAACUGUUUGAGGAAAUAAGAAACUUGCCUGUUCUUGAUAUGCCUCUUCUGUCACUAUCCUCGACUGCAAGUUCGGCACCAUCUGCACUAGCUAAUAUUCCACUUCGCAAACACUACUACUCGGACAUCUUGACGAAUCUUCGUGUAGUGAUGAUAGAUCGUAUGGUGAAACCAGAAGAGGUUCUCGUCGUGGAAAAUGACGAAGGCGAAGUAGUCCGCGAGUUUAUGAAGGACUGCGAUACCAUCAUGCUUUAUAAGAGUAUGCGCGAAUGCUUAGUAUAUCUUACCCACUUAGACGUCCAUAAUACCGAAAUCAUUAUGACAGAGAAACUAAACAGACAGGUUGACGGAUCAGAAUGGUCAUGGAAUAACUUGAAUAAACUCUGUUGGGCUAUUGGAUCUAUAUCCGGCGCGAUGAAUGAGGAUACGGAGAAACGAUUCUUGGUGACUGUCAUCAAAGAACUUUUGGGUCUUUGCGAGGCUAAGCGGGGAAAAGACAACAAAGCCAUAGUGGCAUCCAACAUUAUGUACAUCGUUGGACAGUAUCCUCGGUUCCUCAAGGCUCAUUGGAAGUUCCUUAAGACUGUUGUUAACAAAUUAUUCGAAUUCAUGCAUGAGACACACGAAGGUGUACAGGAUAUGGCAUGCGAUACUUUCAUGAAGAUAGCCCAGAAAUGUCGACGUCAAUUCGUUCAAGUGCAACAAGGCGAACACUCUGCGUUUGUCGAAGAAAUUAUUCUCAGCGUAGACAAGAUUACGAUGGAUCUGUCUCAUCAACAGGUACAAACUUUCUAUGAAGCCGUUGGUUAUAUGAUUGCUUCCCAAACGAAUAAGAACACGCAAGAAAAGUUGAUCAUAAAAUUCUUUGAACCACCGAAUUAUGUUUGGGACCAAAUAAUAGACGAAAUCUCUCGCAACGUGGAAAUACUUAAUCGAGCAGAGACAAUCAAGUCUCUUGGUCACGUCCUCAAAGUUAAUGUUGCGGCAUGCAGCUCUAUUGGUUCGGGGUAUCAAGUACAGCUUGCAAGAAAUUAUGUUGCCCUUUUACGUCUUUAUGAAUGUGUCAGUGGAAUGGUGUCAGCGAGUGUAGCGAAAGAUGGUAGCAUUGCAACAAGAACGCCCCGAAUAAGAGGUUUUCGUACUAUUAAAAAAGAGACACUGAAGCUGAUGGAAAGCUAUAUUUUAAAAGCAGAGGAUUUAACUCAAGUAUCACAACAUUUAAUACCGCCAUUGCUCGAGGCCGUUCUUGUUGACUAUAGUAAAAACGUUGAACAAGCCCGAGAUGCAGAGGUCCUCAGUGUGAUGGCUACGAUAAUCACUCGUUUAGGGGGACUGAUUACUGCCGAAGUUCCUGCAAUACUGAACGCUGUGUUCGAACCUACUCUAAACAUGAUUAAUAAGGACCUUUCGGAAUACCCGGAUCAUCGUGUUGGGUUCUUUAAACUUAUACGUGCCAUAAAUCAAUUCUGUUUCCCAGCUCUUUUGACUAUUCCACCGGCACAGUUCAAACUCAUUAUUGAUAGUAUCGUGUGGGCGUUCAAGCAUACAAUGCGGGAAAUAGCCGAUGUUGGUCUAAAUAUCUGUCUUGAGCUUAUAGAUAACAUUGCUCGGUCAGAUGCCAAUGUUGCAAAUUUCUUCUAUCAACAAUACUUAUUGAACCUCGUGCAAGAUGUGUUUUUCGUCCUCACCGAUACGGAUCACAAGAGCGGCUUCAAGUAUCAGGCUAUGGUUCUCGCGCGGAUUUUCCAAAUUGUUGAAUCGGGAGCUGUGCAAGCACCUCUGUUCAACCCAGCAGAAAUUGGGGAUCCAUCAAUGACAAACCAAAGGUUCCUCCGAGAUAAUCAAAUCACGGUCUUUGUUAAUGGAUUGUUUGCUCUCAACCAAGACUUUCUCAAGUUCAAACUUCAUCUCAGAGAUUUCCUCAUCCAGCUUAAAGAGUUCGCAGAAGACAAUGCGGAUCUAUACAUUGAUGAGCGAGAAGCGGAGAGUGAACGACAGAAACAGGCAGAUAUAGCAAAUGCUCUCAAAGUUCCUGGACUGGUGAAACCGGCUGACUUGCCAAUGGAAGAAGAAUAA